Messenger RNA from Racocetra persica, 455 nucleotides. The record is from the annotation of a GenBank genome assembly. Lineage: Eukaryota; Fungi; Glomeromycota; Glomeromycetes; Diversisporales; Gigasporaceae.
CCAAUCAUAAAAGAUAAUGAUGAUAAUGAUGUAUCUACUUUCACGCUUUUUACAGUUUUUACAGAGAAUAAAUGUCAAAGUAUGUCUUAUAAAUUAUUACGAUAUUUUUGUCGGCUUCAUUUGACAGUCAACCAGGCUUUGCUUGUCUCGUCUACAUCUUCGAAUUUUUGUACGAGCGGCAAAGCUUUUUUCUUGUUUGCAAGUCAACGAAGAAUGGUUGGUUGCCAAAGGUCUGAAUAUCGCGUCUUUUUUGAUUUCCUGUCGUAUAUGUAUUGGUUCGUAAGCAUUUCCACUAAUUCUGGCUUUUAUUAUAGUCCCGAGCCCAAAAAGUCGCCCGUUUAUACCAGGACCGGAGAUAAAGGCACAUCAAGUCUUUAUACCGGUGAACGGAGACCAAAAUAUGAUGAUAUUUUUCAUUCAUUAGGAACUGUGGAUGAAUUAAAUUCUAGUAUCGG